AUGUCGGACAAGGUGAUCCUCUACGAUUUGCCCAGCAAGGACAAUGGCAAUGGAUGCUGGUCGCUCAACCCGUGGAAGACCCGUUUGGCACUCAACUACAAGCAGAUCCCCUACACCACCACGUGGAUCCAGUAUCCCGACAUCGAGCCCACCUUCAAGGGUCUCGGCCUCGCCCCGCAGCCGGAGGAGAUUAAGCCCUAUACCGUCCCCGCCGUCGUGUUCCCGGAUGGUAAGGCUGUCAUGAACUCACGCCUCAUCAUCGACGAGCUGGAGAAGCGGUACCCCGAGCGCCCGCUACGCGUCGACGACCCCGCUACCGAAAAGGUGCAGGCUCUCGUUCGGGAGACAAUGGGUCCGCUCACGGGCGUUCUGAUCCCCAACGUUGCGACUAAGUGCCUCACUGACGCGUCGCGGCCCUACUUCGAAGAGACACGACGGGGAAUGUUCGGCAUGACGCUCGAGGAGGUCCGGAGGACCCAGGGCGGAGACGAAUCGUGGGAAAAUGCAAGACCGGUGUUUGCCAAGGCUGCCGCGCUGUUGCGGGAGACGGAAGGUCCAUUCUUCCUGGGAGAGACUGUCUCGUAUGCCGAUUUGAUCUACGCCGGGGCGUUGCAGUUUAUGCGGAGAACGGCGGGCGAAAGCCACUUUCAGACGGCGUUGGGAUACGAGUCUGAGGUACAGAGCUUUUAUGAAGCGUGCGCGAGAUGGCUGGAGCGGGACAAUCAUUGA
This is a messenger RNA of Verticillium nonalfalfae, 729 nucleotides long. RefSeq lists its product as uncharacterized. The coding region runs from base 1 to 729 and encodes 242 amino acids. The record is from RefSeq and is a predicted model, not a curated record. NCBI's taxonomy places the organism in Eukaryota, Fungi, Ascomycota, Sordariomycetes, Glomerellales, Plectosphaerellaceae. The transcript is spliced from 3 exons. Gene Ontology annotation, cellular component: cytoplasm.